AUGGAUUCAGACAACGACGCCGAUAUCCUGAUUCUCACGGCCGUCUUUGGUUUCGCGUCAACCCUCUUUAUGGUAUUGCGCCUUGCAAUACGCAAGAUUAAAAAAAGGCCGCUCGACAUCAGUGACUACCUGACGCUUAUUGCCAUCGCAUGUGUCCAAGCCCGGACUGCAUUUACGACCGUCGUCGUCCUUUGGGGCAACAAUAACGACUACCUGAUUGACGAACACCCAGACCCGACCGAGAUAUACCACCUUGUAGUUGGGAGCAAGCUUACACUAGCGAAUAGAUUUAUAUACAACACAUACCUAUGGAUACAGAAGGCAGUCGUCCUCCUUUUCUACAGGCGAAUAUUCUCAGUAUUGCCUGCGGCGGCGCAGAUAAUUGCCAUAUACUGGAUCGUUCUCUGUGCCACGUAUCUUGCCGCUCAGGCUGCCUGUGUCCUCGACUGUGUUCCGUUGCGCCUCUAUUGGCAGGUUGUGCCAAACCCUGUGCCUUGGAUAUUGUCACUUCAACAUACUACCUUAAAACGCCGACUCCAAAUAAUUGGACUCUUCUCUAUAGGCGUCUUCCUCAUCGCUAUUGCCCUCGCGCGUUUACCGGUGUACAAAGACGGCACCUCGCAAGACCGGCGACAUCUUUGGGGGUCCAUUGAGCAGUUUUGCUCCGCACUUGUAGCUAAUCUUCCAGUUAUUUAUAGCCUCCUCAGAAAGACAUCCUCCGGACAAAUCCCUCCACGGCUGACUAGGGCUGCCUCGCUCGAUCGCAGGGGGCUACCGAGGUCGUCGUCGCUAUCCUCUUGGGCGUCGGAAGUAGAACUAGGCAGUUGGCCGUCCCCCAAUACUACGCUUGACUCCAAAGGCACCUCUACUAUUACAAUCGACCAUCUUGAACGAGCGGUGAUACCCCGUGAUCCGCCUUAG
Metarhizium robertsii ARSEF 23 is the source of this 921-nucleotide messenger RNA. RefSeq names its product PTH11-type GPCR protein. The record is from RefSeq and is a predicted model, not a curated record. The transcript has 4 exons. Lineage: Eukaryota; Fungi; Ascomycota; Sordariomycetes; Hypocreales; Clavicipitaceae. Bases 1 to 921 code for a protein of 306 amino acids.